Molecule: messenger RNA, 790 nt
Organism: Amoebophrya sp. A120
Lineage: Eukaryota; Dinophyceae; Syndiniales; Amoebophryaceae
Source: the annotation of a GenBank genome assembly
CGUUUUGCGGCUCGCCACGAGGGGACGGCGGUUCGGCGCUUUCAUUGCAGUGCUCCUCUUGCGGGUUUUUGGUCUUAGAGUGUAUCGCGUUUUGUGUUUAUCUUGGUAUCGAUGGGCUCCCCCUCAGUGGUUUUCCGUGUCGGCUAGGGGCCGUGUCCGACUUUUGUGCCUUGCGGGCAGUUGUCUCAUCAGGUCCAGGGCGCAGAGCCUUUCGCGCGGGUUUUUGGAGUUUAUCAAGAGGACGCUACGUGGGAGUUGGGUGGAUCCCUUCUGGGGAAUUGCCUGUUGCUUGCUGCUGGAAUGUGGGGGGUUCGAGUGCUUGCUGUUCCCCGGUGGUAUCCUUUCUACAUUUUGCGGCUCGCCACGAGAGGGUGGUGGGCCGGCGCUUUUGAUGCAGUAUAUCUUGUGCGGGAUUUUGGCCUUAGAGUCCAUCGUGGUGCGUGUCUAUCUUGGUGUCUAUGCGUUUUCCCUCAGGGGUUUUUCCGUGUCGGCUAGCGGCCGUGUCCGGGUUUCCUCGACAUUCCAAAUGGUACUACAUCAGGCUGCAGUUGUUGUAAUUACGGAUGCACCUCGGUGCAUCAUUUUCGCGUAAGUGACGGAAAGGACGAGACUCCUAUGGAAAGGGCUAGCAGAUCCCUGGUAAGCUAAUGCAAGGCGGCACGACUGGACCCGCAAUUGAGGCGGGGGUCGUGCCAAGGUUGGUUUUUCUUUCGAUUGGCUGGACCCAGUCUAGGUUGACUGGGGGUCGAUGUAGGUUUGCCACGGCAAUGGCCUGAGUUGGCGGCGCGAC